CAUUACGGUAUUCCGAUCGCAUUCUUUUCACUGAAAUCGGUGGUGUGAUGUAAUUUUGUGUGGGUACAGCAAUGGAUUAGUUUGGCUUGUGCGAAAAUACGUAUGGAUAGUUUGUUUCGGAAUUCCAUUUAAACUGCUGACACUUUGAAGUCGAUCCAUAUACUCAAACUGAGUUCCCAGCUAAUCCGCACUUGAAACCCUAAGUGAACAACGACGUUUGCAUGGAAUACAUGUAAAUUUGCCAAUUUUAUGAGCAUUAGUAUCGAUUUUUGUGGCGUGAUUUCAAAGAAUAUAGGUCAUCGACGGAAUUUUCGCAUACAAUUGAAGGUUAAGUCACACUCAAACAGAUCAAGAUGAGCAGCUCCGAAGAAGUGUCAUGGAUCUCAUGGUUUUGCGGCCUCCGUGGCAAUGAAUUUUUCUGCGAGGUCGAUGAAGACUACAUCCAAGACAAGUUCAAUUUAACCGGAUUGAACGAACAAGUUCCCAAUUAUAGGCAAGCUCUUGACAUGAUCCUUGAUCUUGAACCAGAAGAUGAAUUGGAUAACAAUCCAAAUGAGUCUGAUUUGGUGGAGCAAGCCGCUGAAAUGCUGUAUGGUUUAAUUCACGCUAGAUACAUCUUGACCAAUCGUGGUAUUGCUCAAAUGAUAGAAAAGUACCAAAGUGGCGAAUUUGGUCAAUGUUCCCGUGUCUACUGCGAAGGUCAAUUCAUGUUGCCGAUCGGUUUGUCGGAUAUUCCUGGCGAGGCAAUGGUUAAAAUCUAUUGUCCAAAAUGCAUUGAUGUCUACAACCCAAAAUCUUCCCGCCACCACCACACCGAUGGCGCAUACUUUGGCACAGGCUUUCCCCACAUGCUAUUCAUGGUACAUCCUGAAUAUCGUCCCAAGCGUCCAACCAAUCAAUUUGUACCGAGAUUGUAUGGAUUCAAGAUUCAUUCGUUAGCCUAUCAGAUCCAAUUGCAAGCGGCUGGAAAUUUCAAAAUGCCUUUACGAGCGGUAAAUCACGAAAAUAGAAAUUGAGCACUAAUCAAUUGCUAAUCUAUUUCAAUUCAGCUAAACUCUACUAACCCCGAUUUGUCUAUUGUGUCAAAGUGUUGAACAAAUUCCCCCAAAAAAAAACCUUCUUCUGUUGUGUUGUGAAACCAAAACAUAGAAAUAGUGCUUCCACCUUUGGUGCGUAGUGCUUGUACUGCAUUUCACCGAAUGAUUUAAUGAGUUUUAUAAACCAAAUGAACUUCAAAGAAACGAAAAAAUGCUCACACUUUUGGUCGAAGCACUAUUUUGAAUUUGAAAACAAAAACAUUCUUCUUCAACGCUGUUAACAAACAUUUCCAUGCUUAAUUAUUUCAUUCUAACAUACAUAAAAAAAAGCAAAGAAAACCACUUCAUAUAUUGUAAUACCAACGCACACACAUCAUCACCACUUUAUCAAGUCAAAGACGGCUAUCAAACGAAACUUACAACAACAAUAUUCAAAUUUCAGGAUCAGAGAUUGUAAAGAAAAUUAAGAAAGAAAAAAUCGAAAGGAUCGCAUUAAAACUGACCAUUAUUGCAACCUGAUAAGCAAAUCAAUGAAAAAAAAGAAAGAAAGAAAAAUAACAAACAUGAUUGUGUUGAAAGAGAGAAGAAGAAGAAGAAGAAGAAGAAAAAAAGCAUGAACGAACGGAAACGAGACCAAAAUGUAUCAAACAUCAGCAAUUUCAGAAACAGACAGUGAGAGGAAGAGGAAGAGAGGAUGUGGAUUAAGGCGAUUUAGCUGUUUACGUUAAAUUUAUUAAUUUGAUUUUCUUAAAUGGAAUGGCAACAUUUUGGAGACACACACACAUACAUAUACACACACAAAAACAUGGAUCAUUUCCAAAAAAUCAAACAUUAAUUGAAUAAAGCAACAACAACAAAAAAAAUCUAAAAUAGAAUAAUAUAAUCCAAUUUAAGGCAUAGAUUACAUAUUAAAGAUCAAAUCUCAGUGCAAAGAAGAAAAAAAAUGAAGCAUAUAAUUUCGAGAGAAAAAAAAGAGAAAAAAACCAUUUGUAAUUUUUGAUAAGACAACAACAACAACAGAAUAACUGUUCUCUUUUCGAAUGCAUUUGAAACGGUGUGCACGCACAUUCGUACAUAUGAAUGUGGCCAAACUUACUUCUUUUUUCUUUUUCUUUUCAAAACAAAACCAUAUAACCAUUAUUAUGAUUCAGGGCGAUGCUAGUUUUUUUUUGAUUGCUUAUUCUUUCGCAUUCUUUUAAAAAUCAAUUUUAAAAUGAAAUAAAAGAAGAAAAAAAGAGUUAAAAAAAUUAAUUCCAUAUUAUAAUUUUUUUUAUUAGCAAAAUAAAAACACUCAGAAAAGGCAUUCGAUUAACUUCAUGAAGAGCGA
Sitodiplosis mosellana (orange wheat blossom midge) is the source of this 2364-nucleotide messenger RNA. RefSeq names its product casein kinase II subunit beta (gene CkIIbeta). The transcript is spliced from 6 exons. Gene Ontology annotation, cellular component: cytoplasm; protein kinase CK2 complex. Gene Ontology annotation, molecular function: protein kinase regulator activity. The coding region runs from base 354 to 1016 and encodes 220 amino acids. The record is from RefSeq and is a predicted model, not a curated record. NCBI's taxonomy places the organism in Eukaryota, Metazoa, Arthropoda, Insecta, Diptera, Cecidomyiidae.